GAGUGAGAAGGAGAGAGUGAAAGCUCUGCCUUGCUUUGCUUAAGUCUAUUUCAUGUAGGGCAGUUGAUUUCAUAAAGUAAUAAAAAAGCUGUCCGAGCUUUGUUUGCUUGCUUUGCUCCCUCUCUGGUUUCCCGGCGACACGUUAGUUUCUUUUUCUUACACUUCGAUCCCUUCAACAAUUCCAACUUCACAAAAACCCAACUUUGCAAACUUUGCAAGAACGCCAAAACCCAAGAAAAAAACUUUAACCAAAAGAAAAAACACAAAGUUUUGUCUUUGUGUGAUCAUCUAUGUACCCUUUUCGUUUCUGGAGUUUAUACAAAUAACCCAGUUUCCAAUUUGCUUAGUUUUUUCAGCAGGUAGGAGUUUUUUUUGCUGAUUUGAAAGCUUGAGCUGCAAAGUUGUGAGUUUUUUUUUACUGGGUGUGGUUUUGUAUUUUGGUUGGUAGGCUUCAUCAGGAAUUCAGAGAGGUUUGCUAUGAUUUGAGCUGUCUGGUUUUGAAAAGGGCAAUGACGGGUUUCUUCAAAUUUGGUGAAAUUAGAAAAAAGUCAGAAUCUUGUUGCAUUUUUGAGAUUGGUAAAGGAAUUGGUUAUCUGGGUUCAAUGUGAAUUGGAGAAGGUUUUGAAUUGAAAGUGGUUGUUGUUCUUCAAGCUCUUUUCUUUUUGGAACAAGUUGUACUGCAAUUACUGGGUUAUGGGCUGCAGGUAGACGAGCAAGAAGUUGAAUUUCUGUGAGAAAAAUCAAUCAAGUAUUAAACAUGAAGGUUCCCACCAAUGGGUUAUUAGCAAAUUCUGGGGAAGCCGGAGAACAAAAGAGAAUUAAUUCGGAGUUAUGGCAUGCUUGUGCUGGGCCAUUGGUUUCUUUGCCUCCGGUUGGAAGUCUUGUGGUGUACUUCCCACAAGGCCACAGCGAGCAAGUUGCAGCAUCGAUGCAAAAGGAGACUGAUUUAAUACCGAACUACACCAAUCUUCCGUCUAAAUUGAUAUGCAUGCUUCACAAUGUCACAUUGCAUGCUGAUACCGAAACAGAUGAGGUCUACGCACAAAUGACUCUCCAACCAGUAAACAAAUAUGAGAAGGAAGCAUUGCUGGCAUCUGACAUGGGCCUCAAACAAAGUAGGCAACCUGCUGAGUUUUUCUGCAAAACUCUUACAGCUAGCGACACGAGCACUCAUGGUGGAUUUUCUGUACCUCGUAGAGCAGCUGAGAAGAUCCUCCCACCUCUAGAUUUUUCUAUGCAACCACCUGCUCAGGAGCUUGUUGCAAAAGAUUUGCAUGAUAGUGCGUGGACAUUCAGACAUAUCUAUCGAGGCCAACCAAAACGGCACCUGCUGACUACGGGUUGGAGUGUUUUUGUUAGCAACAAAAGACUCUUUGCUGGAGAUUCUGUUCUUUUUAUAAGGGAUGAAAAAUCUCAGCUUCUCUUGGGUAUAAGGCGUGCUCAUAGACAGCAGCCAGCUCUCUCUUCAUCAGUCAUUUCCAGUGAUAGCAUGCAUAUCGGCAUUCUUGCGGCUGCAGCUCAUGCUGCUGCAAAUAACAGUCCAUUUACCAUAUUUUACAACCCAAGGGCAAGCCCUUCUGAAUUUGUAGUACCUCUAGCCAAGUACAAUAAAGCGAUGUAUACCCAAGUUUCACUUGGCAUGCGAUUCAGAAUGAUGUUUGAGACUGAGGAGUCAGGAGUACGCAGAUACAUGGGCACAGUCACUGGCAUCAGCGAUUUGGAUCCUGUUAGAUGGAAAGGUUCCCAGUGGCGCAAUCUUCAGGUUGGAUGGGAUGAAUCAACAGCUGGUGACCGGCCUAGCCGAGUUUCAAUUUGGGAAAUUGAGCCUGUUAUAACUCCUUUCUACAUAUGCCCUCCUCCAUUUUUCAGACCCAAGUUUCCCAAGCAACCAGGGAUGCCAGAUGAUGAAUCCGACAUCGAUAAUGCUUUCAGGAGAGCCAUGCCUUGGCUUGGAGAUGAAUUUGGCAUGAAGAACUCGCCAAGCUCGUUUUUCCCUGGUUUGAGUUUGGUGCAGUGGAUGAACAUGCAACAAAAUAAUCAGUUUUCAGCUGCUCAGUCUGGAUUUUUCCCAUCCAUGGUCCCUCCAACCGGCCUGCAAAAUAACCUUGGUACUGAUGAUCCAUCCAAGUUAUUGAGUUUUCAAGCCCCGGUGCUGUCUUCGCUCGGUCUCCAGUCAAAUAAAUCAGCUCCACAAAACCAUGCUAGUCAAAUGCAGCAGCCGAAUGUGACAUGGGCUCAACAGCAGCAGCUGCAGCAGUUGAUGCAUAAUCCUAUGAACCAACAACAGCAAAGUAACCCCCAACAGCAGCAGCUGCAGCAAUUAUUGAAUUCUUCGGUGAACCAACAUCAGCAAAAUCACCCCCCGCAGCAGCAGCUGCAGCAAUUACUGAAUUCUUCGGCAAACCAACAUCAGCAAAAUCACCCCCAGCAGCAGCAGCAAUUAUUGCAGACUCCAACGAACCAACAGCUCCAUAAUUUCUCCCAUCAGCAGCAGCAGCGGGAGCCCCAACAACAGCAAGAGCUGCAAAACUUGUUGCAGCAUCAGCAGCUGCAUCAACAGCAACCACAACGGCACCAGCAACAACAAUUAUCUCAACCGAAUCCGGUAAAUAAUGGUUCUGUUGCUCCUAACCAGGUCCCGGGCCAAAAUUCACAACAACCAGUUAUGUUCUCCCAACAUCAACAGCAGCAAUUACUAACAGGGAAUACCCAGCAAGCUGUCCCUUCUUCUAGUAAGAAUUCAUUUCAGUUGCCAACUGGACAACAAAAUUCACAGCUCCAGCAGCAGCAACUAGAACCGCAACCAAGCCUCUUACAAAGGCAGCAGCAGGCAGCACAAUUGCAAUCACCCCCACAUCAAUUGUUGCAACAGAGUGUGUCACAGAAAGUACAGCAGCAGCCACAAGUACAGCAAUCAUCUCCGCAGGGCAUCUCUGAGCAACAACUCCAAUUACAGUUGCUGCAGAAGUUUCAGCAACAGCAGCAGCCACAAUUACUCUCCUCGUCAAGCUCACUUUUGCAGCCUCAACUCUUACAGCAGCAGCUGGCCCGCCAACAAAACCAGCAGUUACAACAGUUGCCUAUGACUCAGCAUCAUCAGCAACAGCUAAGUGGCAACGGCUUCUCGACGGACAAACUUCUCAACAACUUUGCAGCUCCUUCGAUGAUGCAGUCACAACAUAUGCCUUCCAUCCAGCCCCAGAACCAGCACAAGCCACUUACAGCAAUCAGAAGCCAUUCCGGUCUUACAGAAGGCGAUGGUCCAUCAUGUUCAACUUCCCCUUCUACUAACUGCCAGAUGUCCCCAUCAAACUUCUUGAACAGGAAUCAGCAAGGAAUGGCCAUGUUGUUGGGGGAUUCAGUGGCCGAACCGGCUCAUAAUUUGGUUCAGGAGCUUCAGAGCAAGUCUGAUGUUUGGGUCAAACAUGAGCCGCCCAGCUCAAAAGGACCAGACCAUAUAAAAUAUAAAGGUACAAUCACUGAUCAGUUGGAAGCUUCAUCAUCUGGAACAUCGUAUUGUCUGGAUACUAGCACAAUCCAUCAGAACUAUGCACUUCCCACCUUCUGUUUGGAUGGUGAUGUUCAAUCGAAUCCUCGAAGCAGUCUUCCAUUUUCCGCUAAUAUUGAUGGAUUGGCACCGGACACUUUGUUGUCAAGGGAAUAUGACUCUCAAAAAGAUCUUCAGAACUUACUGUCUAAUUAUGGUGGGACGCCAAGAGACAUUGAGACAGAGUUAUCCACUGCUGCAAUCAGCUCUCAGUCAUUUGGGGCACCAAACAUACCUUUCAAAGCUGGGUGCUCAAGUGAUAUUCCCAUAACUGAUGCUGGAGUUUUAGGCAACGGAUCGUGGGCAAACCAGGCUCAACGUAUGAGAACAUAUACAAAGGUUCAAAAGCGUGGAUCUGUGGGAAGAUGCAUUGAUGUCAACCGUUAUAAAGGCUAUGAUGAGCUCCGGCAAGCUCUUGCCCGCAUGUUUGGGAUUGAAGGGCAACUAGAAGAGCCACACAGAACGGACUGGAAACUUGUAUACGUGGAUCAUGAAAAUGAGAUUCUUCUCGUUGGUGAUGAUCCAUGGGAGGAGUUUGUGAGCUGUGUCCAGAGUAUAAAGAUAUUGUCAUCCGUUGAAGUACAGCAGAUGAGCUUGGAUGGAGACCUCGGCAACAUUCCAGUCCCCAAUCAAGCUUCUAGCGGAACUGCCAGUGGAAAUGCAUGAAGACCUCAGUAUGAUGAUAACUUUGCAGCCUCGUUUUACCGGUAAGGGUUCAAAUAUUGAAAUGAUCAAGUCUUCAGCAGAUGAAUUCCCGUCUGGUUUGCAACUGAGCUGUAAUCGUUGUGAACAGAAUUCCUCUCGUUCGAUGCUAAUACAACAAUCAGAAUUGGAGUCUCCCCAAUCAUCGAGGGACAAAAUUGUUCCUCGUCCGGUGUGGAAACUACUGGUUCCUCGAGUUUGGUUAGUUGAGUUCCUUUAACUUCCGGUAGCAGGUCAGCCGAAGCUCGAAGACACCUCUAACACAACGGUGACUAUAGUCGUAGUCCUUGCAUAUAUUGUUGUAAGCUUCAUAAGUGGGGUUUUUGAUGCGGUAUGGCGGGAUGAAAUGUAUAAUACGAUCUUUCUUUCUUCGAGACCGAUUCGACAUUCAAAUUAUCGAAUCAAAGAGAUGGAAUAUAGAACUCAAGUUAUAACUCGUUUCAGA
Molecule: messenger RNA, 4694 nt
Organism: Malus domestica (apple)
Lineage: Eukaryota; Viridiplantae; Streptophyta; Magnoliopsida; Rosales; Rosaceae
Source: RefSeq, a predicted model, not a curated record